CUUAAAGCAGGGCAAUCCUACCCUGGACCUCUUUCCCCACCAAGCCGUCGCAAGCUUCGUCACGGAUACGGAAAUCCACAUUCCAGAGCCCCGCGGAUGACUUCCUCAGGAAUGCGCGUCUACCACAAUGACCCCAAUCACAGAGUCCGGACAUGAUAGCCCGCGAGUCAAAUCACCUGUUCUAAUUCUAGCAUGGCAGUUGGUUUGGUUCACACCUCCAUGCGGAUGGGACUUUUUAGGAAUACCGGGUUGGAUUCUGCCUUAACGAAAACGCCUCGGCCGAGGCUUUGGCUGGUUAUAAUGCUGUAUGAGGACGGCUUGGGGAUACAUAAGAGGGGCUCUUUUCGAGGUCGUCUCUUUUUUGGGUCUCGUUGGUAUUUGGGAGGUCGGAUCUGAAUAUUGGUUUUGUCUACUAUAUCUUCGGUGGUUCUACUCGAAUUAUUGCUUGCUAUACGACUUGAGUCAUGUCAUUCUUGAAUAGACUGCUGGCUGUUACGGCUGCGACUGCUUGUGUGCACGGCGUAUAUGCCAAGUUUGAUUUGGAGAGCAGCAAGAAUGUUGUUGUUUACUGGGGUCAGAACUCCUUCGACGGCCAAGGGGAACAAGCCCAGCAGAGACUGGGACAUUACUGCGAGAAUGAGGACAUCGAUGCAAUCCUCCUCUCCUUCGUCAUGAGAGUGAACGGACAGGGAGGCCACCCCGAGUACGAUAUGUCUACCGCAAGCGAAGACUGCGAAGCAUUCGAAGGAACCAACUUGAAGAACUGUCCUGAAAUCGGUGAGGAUAUCAAAUCCUGCCAGGAGAAGGGGAAGACAAUUAUUCUGUCUAUUGGCGGCGCGACCUACAGCGAAGGCGGCUUCGAAUCUGAGUCCGACGCGAAGGCUGGUGCCGAGCUGAUCUGGAAGACGUUCGGUCCGUCGUCCGGUAGUAGCGAUAGCGGCAGCAGUGACAGCGACAGCAGCAGCCCUAGCAGCUCGAGCAGCUCCAGCACCCGUUCCGACAACAACGACGCAGCCGAGAGCGAGGUCCUCCGACCCUUUGGAGACGCCUCCGUCGACGGCUUCGAUUUCGACUUUGAAGCCACCGUAAAGAAUAUGGCUCCGUUCGCAAGCCGGCUGCGCGAGCUUGCCGACGCAGACGGCUCCAAGCGGAUCUACUUGACCUCCGCCCCGCAGUGUCCUUACCCCGACGCCGCGGACAAAGAUAUCCUGAACGGGCCGGUGUCCAUCGACGCGGUGUUUGUCCAGUUCUACAACAAUGCCUGCGGCUUGCAAUCUUUCCAGUCCAACUCUGAAGACCAGACCAACUUCAACUUCCACACCUGGGACCAGUGGGCGCGCGAGACGUCGCAGAAUAAGAAUGCGAAGGUGCUUAUCGGCGCCCCUGGCAACCAGGCUGCUGCUAGCUCAGGUUAUAUGGGCGCUGACCAGCUGGCGCAGGUGAUCAAGUAUGCGCAAAAGUUUGAUAGCUUUGGCGGGGCUAUGUUCUGGGAUGUCACGCAGGUGUACUCCAAUCAGGGCUUCUUGGACACUGUGGUUCAGGCGCUUGGGAAGGGCCAGGCACAGGCUCGUAGUUGGAUGGGAUAGAUGGUUUAUAGGUAUUUUGGCUCAUAUUCUGUUCAUGGGGGGCUGUUUGAUGUUUAUGGUAG
Aspergillus campestris IBT 28561 is the source of this 1648-nucleotide messenger RNA. RefSeq names its product class III chitinase. The record is from RefSeq and is a predicted model, not a curated record. Gene Ontology annotation, biological process: carbohydrate metabolic process. The transcript has 6 exons. Gene Ontology annotation, cellular component: extracellular region. Gene Ontology annotation, molecular function: chitinase activity. NCBI's taxonomy places the organism in Eukaryota, Fungi, Ascomycota, Eurotiomycetes, Eurotiales, Aspergillaceae. The coding region runs from base 465 to 1586 and encodes 373 amino acids.